Piliocolobus tephrosceles (Ugandan red Colobus) is the source of this 3785-nucleotide messenger RNA. Its product is annotated as bifunctional heparan sulfate N-deacetylase/N-sulfotransferase 4. The record is from RefSeq and is a predicted model, not a curated record. Gene Ontology annotation, molecular function: deacetylase activity; hydrolase activity; heparan sulfate N-sulfotransferase activity. Gene Ontology annotation, cellular component: Golgi apparatus. The transcript has 15 exons. Lineage: Eukaryota; Metazoa; Chordata; Mammalia; Primates; Cercopithecidae. The coding region runs from base 1126 to 3744 and encodes 872 amino acids.
AUUUCACAUCCACAAAAAUAGAACUUUUACCUCCCACUGAUCCCACUAAUGCGUUCUGGUGGCUUCAUGCAUCUGGCAGCCUUCAGUACCGCCAUGGCCCCCCUCUCAGCACGAGAAUCUCGUGGCAUAGUGUCAUAGCUGCAAAGUGGAGUUCUAUCCUCAAAUUUCAUAGGAAAUAGUCCAACUGUAUAUUGAAAGAUUAUGCAAAUCUUCAAGGAGCAUCUAAUCAAUCACCGCGGUGUGAGAGGAAUGCAGCCCAUCGCUGAAUUAGCUUCUGUUGGAAUGUAUUCAUGUGUAACAUCCCACUGACUGGAUGACAUCACAACAGCUCCAGGUCCUUGAAAGUCUUGAGGAUGAUUAGCUGAAGGAAUUGGCUGUUUCUGCCAAUCAUAAUCCGGCAAAGCUGCCUUUAUAGUUCUGGAGAUAUGAGAGAGAGGGAGGGAGAGAAAGACCGACUACAGCUAAACAAGAGGCACAGCAGCACUAGCAACAGCAGAGCAGGAGCAGCUGGUAUUCCGGUGAUUAAAUAGUUCUCAUAGCCUUUUUGCUGUACUCGGUCUGCUCCCUGGUGUAAUUCUCGUGUCCAAGAAGGAAGCUGCAUUUUAACGGUGUGCUGAACAGAGGUUUGAAUCAUUCCAGCUGGCUGCUUGUUUUGAAAAGGACAAUGUGUGUAUAAAUAAAAGGACUCUGCUGGAAGAGUUCAGAUACUAAGACUGGAGCUAGAGAGUGCUCUUGGAAUAUUGUUGAGGCAGAUUGCAUGAACUGAAAGCUCCUUCUAAUUAACCUGGAGCCAAGUGAACCUGAAUACUGGAUAUCUCAUGUUCUAACUCGGGAUAAAUUCAAGUUAGGAAAAGACAAAAUAUUGAAAUGCUUCUCUAGAUUAUGCUUAGAGGAUUCUGCAGCAAUUCUUGAUAUUGGACAUAUUCAAAAUCUCCUCAACUUAUGUCCUCCCCGUCUAUUGCCUUCCAGCUUUAACUCAGUUGUGCUCCCUUCAAACAUUUUACAUGAUUUGCAAUGGUUACAUGAACUCUGGGGAAGUCAUAUUUGCAACAUCUCAUACUUUAUUCACUAUGGCACUUUAGGAAAAGAAAUUGGGGAAAAGUUUCCAAAACAUUAUCUUAAAAAAUGAAUCUUAUUGUGAAACUUCGGAGAAGUUUUCGAACAUUGAUUGUUCUCUUAGCUACCUUUUGCUUGGUGAGCAUUGUCAUUUCUGCCUAUUUUCUCUACUCUGGCUACAAACAGGAAAUGACAGUUAUUGAAACCACUGCAGAAGCAGAAUGCGCUGACAUCAAAAUUCUACCAUAUCGGGCAAUGGAGCUGAAAACAGUUAAACCUAUUGAUACAUCCAAAACUGACCCUACUGUCCUUCUCUUUGUGGAGAGCCAAUACUCUCAACUCGGUCAAGAUAUCAUAGCUAUUUUGGAGUCCAGCCGAUUUCAGUACCACAUGGUCAUUGCCCCUGGAAAGGGAGAUAUACCUCCUCUUACAGAUAAUGGCAAAGGGAAAUAUACUUUAGUUAUUUAUGAAAAUAUUCUGAAGUAUGUCAGCAUGGACUCAUGGAAUCGAGAGCUUUUAGAAAAAUACUGUGUGGAAUACAGUGUUAGUAUAAUCGGUUUUCAUAAAGCCAAUGAAAACAGCUUACCAAGUACACAAUUAAAAGGCUUUCCGUUAAACCUUUUCAAUAAUCUAGCUCUAAAGGACUGUUUUGUUAACCCUCAAUCUCCUUUGCUGCAUAUUACCAAAGCCCCCAAGGUUGAGAAAGGCCCUCUUCCUGGGGAAGACUGGACUAUUUUCCAAUAUAAUCAUUCAACCUAUCAGCCUGUACUUUUAACUGAAUUACAGACAGAAAAAUCCCUUUCAUCCUUGUCUAGCAAAAAACUAUUUGCAACGGUGAUUCAGGAUCUGGGGCUUCAUGAUGGAAUUCAGCGAGUACUUUUUGGCAACAACUUGAACUUUUGGCUGCACAAGCUCAUCUUCAUAGAUGCCAUCUCCUUCUUGUCAGGGAAGAGGCUGACAUUGUCCUUGGACAGGUACAUCCUUGUGGACAUUGAUGAUAUAUUUGUUGGGAAAGAGGGAACAAGGAUGAAUGUCAAAGAUGUGAAGGCAUUACUAGAGACUCAAAAUUUACUGCGCACUCAGGUUGCAAAUUUUACCUUCAACCUUGGAUUUUCAGGGAAGUUUUACCACACAGGGACUGAAGAGGAAGAUGAAGGAGAUGACCUUUUACUUCGGUCUGUGGAUGAGUUCUGGUGGUUUCCUCAUAUGUGGAGCCACAUGCAGCCCCAUCUCUUCCACAAUGAGUCAUCUUUAGUAGAGCAGAUGAUUCUCAACAAGGAAUUUGCACUGGAACAUGGAAUACCAAUCAACAUGGGCUAUGCUGUGGCCCCACAUCACUCAGGGGUCUACCCGGUUCACAUUCAGCUGUAUGCAGCUUGGAAGAAGGUCUGGGGUAUUCAAGUCACCAGCACUGAAGAAUAUCCACAUCUGAAACCUGCCCGGUACAGAAAGGGCUUCAUUCACAAUAGCAUCAUGGUCCUCCCUCGACAGACUUGUGGGUUGUUCACUCACACUAUUUUCUACAAAGAAUAUCCAGGAGGACCCCAAGAACUGGAUAAAAGUAUCAGAGGAGGUGAACUUUUUCUCACAAUCCUUCUAAACCCAAUCAGCAUUUUCAUGACCCAUUUAUCAAACUAUGGAAAUGACCGCCUAGGGUUGUAUACCUUUGUGAACUUGGCCAACUUUGUGCAGAGCUGGACCAACCUGAAAUUGCAAACUCUGCCUCCAGUGCAGCUGGCCCACAAGUAUUUUGAGCUCUUCCCUGAGCAGAAAGAUCCUCUAUGGCAGAAUCCAUGUGAUGAUAAACGACACAAAGACAUCUGGUCCAGAGAGAAAACUUGUGACCACUUACCAAAAUUUCUAGUAAUUGGUCCACAAAAAACAGGAACAACUGCACUUUAUUUAUUUCUUCUAAUGCAUCCUUCAAUCAUCAGCAAUCUCCCUAGUCCAAAGACAUUUGAGGAAGUUCAGUUCUUUAAUGGCAACAACUAUCACAAGGGAAUAGACUGGUAUAUGGACUUUUUCCCUACACCAUCCAAUACUACAAGUGACUUUCUGUUUGAAAAGAGUGCUAAUUACUUUCAUUCGGAGGAAGCUCCCAAACGAGCUGCAUCUCUUGUCCCCAAAGCCAAGAUCAUCACCAUCCUUAUUGACCCCUCAGACAGGGCAUACUCUUGGUACCAGCACCAACGAUCACAUGAAGAUCCAGCUGCUCUGAGGUUCAAUUUCUAUGAAGUUAUUUCAGCAGGACAUUGGGCUCCAUCUGACUUAAAAACUUUGCAGACAAGAUGCCUAGUACCUGGAUGGUAUGCAGUCCACAUAGAAAGAUGGCUAACUUACUUUGCUACUUCUCAGUUGCUAAUUAUUGAUGGACAGCAGCUGAGAUCUGACCCAGCUACUGUGAUGGAUGAAGUCCAGAAGUUUCUGGGAGUUACACCUCAUUAUAAUUACUCCGAAGCACUAACGUUUGAUCCCCAAAAGGGUUUUUGGUGUCAAUUACUGGAAGGAGGAAAGACAAAAUGCCUUGGAAAAAGCAAAGGCCGAAAAUAUCCACCUAUGGAUCCAGAGUCUAGAACUUUCCUCUCUAAUUACUACCGAGAUCAUAACGUGGAACUAUCCAAACUGCUACACAGACUGGGACAGCCUCUGCCGUCAUGGCUGAGACAGGAGCUGCAGAAAGUGAGAUAGCACUGGAGACAAGAACCAAGCCUCUCAAGAUACUUCCAGUG